AGCACUCCUCAACAAAUUUUGGUGUCCGAAAGGCUUUCACAAUUUUUCCCGCCGUUUCUCACGAGGACAACGCAAUCAGAUACCAAAAUCCCGUGCCCACCAAGUACCAGUCUACCACCCUCCUCUAAAUCCCAGCCGUACGUUUGAUGGUAUCGCUCAGUCUGAAGGUUCAUCGCACUUGGAUUUCCCAAACGGCUGUAGCCACCACACCGGCGAUAGCUAGGGUAUUCAGACGGCCUUCUUCGAGCUCCAUCAGAACAGAUAAGGUUUUGAUGCACAAGUUCUUCACUGAAUCUGAUUUUCGCCCUUGAAGACUGAUAUAUUUACGUUUCUGUCAUCGCAUUUGCGCGAGGUUUUACAAUUAGGAUUUUUGGGGUUUUACUUUGCAGCGUCUUCAAUGGCGAAAGCUUCAGCUGGAGCUACGAACCGGUACACCAAGACGGGGGUACGAAUUGUGGUUGCUGGGGACCGAGGCACCGGAAAAUCGAGCCUGAUUGCGACGGCAGCGGCCAAGAACUUCAUGACAAAUGUGCCGCCGGUGUUGCCGCCAACGAGGCUGCCCGAUAAUUUAUUCCCCCAACUCGUGCCCAUCACGAUCAUUGACACUUCUUCUCGUGUGGUGGAUGAUUAUAUAGUUGCUGAAGAAUUGAAGCGAGCUGAUGCAGUUGUGUUUACUUAUGCGUGUGAUGAGCCUACAACACUUGAUCGAUUGAGUACUUUCUGGCUUCCAAAACUCUGUAAACUAGAGGUGAAAGUCCCAGUUAUAGUGGUAGGUUGUAAGCUGGACUUGAGAGAUGAGAACCAGAAGGUGAGCCUGCAGCAGGUGAUGUCACCAAUAAUGGAACAAGUUCUGGAGAUUGGAACUUGCCUUGAAUGUUCAGCACUUAAACAAGUUCAGAUCCCUGAAGUUUUCUACUAUGCACAAACAGCUGUACUUCAUCCAACAGGUCCACUAUUUGAUCAGGAAACACAGACUUUGAGGCCCAGAUGUAUUCGAGCCUUGAAGCGGAUAUUUAUUCUUUCUGACCAUGAUAGGGACGGUGCCCUUAGUGAUGUAGAGUUGAAUGAUUUUCAGGUCAAAUGUAUGAAUGCUCCAUUACAACCUUCUGAAAUAGUAGGUGUUAAGAGGGUUGUGGCAGAAAAACUGCCUGAAGGAGUCAAUGAACGUGGGCUUACUUUGACGGGCUUCCUCUUUCUUCAUGCACUAUUCAUAGAAAAAGGGCGUGCUGAGACAAUGUGGACUGUUCUAAGAGAAUUUGGAUACACUAAUGAUAUCAAACUUGCGGAGGAUCUCAUCCCAUUGUCUUUCGAACGAGCUCCUGAUCAGAGUGUGGAGCUGACAAAUGAAGCGAUUGAGUACCUGAGGGGAAUCGUUGAAUUGCAUAAUAGCAAUACUCGAUGUGCUACUCCUGAUGGGGAGCUGGGACCUUAUGAAAUUGACGAUAUAUUUUCUACUGCUGCAGAGAGUCCUUGGGAGAAAGAGCCAUACGUGGAUGCUGCACAGAAAAAUGCAUUUGGAGGGUUGUCAUUUGAUGGAUUUUUGUCAAUGUGGGCCUUUAUGACACUUCUAGACCCAGCUUCGAGCAUGGAGAAUUUGAUAUACAUUGACUAUCCUGGUGAUCCUUCAUCUGCAUUUCGUGUGACUAGAAAAAGGCAUUUGGAUCGCAAGAAGCAACAAACAGACAGAAAUGUUUUCCAAUGUUUUGUUUUUGGGCCCAAGAAGGCUGGAAAGUCUGCAUUGUUGAAUUCUUUUCUUGGAAGGUAUUCCAGGCCUUUUUGUGAUAAAUAUACUCCAACCAUUGAAGAUCAUUAUGCAGUGAACGUUGUAGAUGAACCUAGGGGAACAAAAAAGACCCUUGUAUUGAGAGAGAUACCUGAAGACGGAGUUAGCAAACUCCUAUUAGAUAAAGAAUCUUUGGCUGCUUGUGACGUAGCAGUGUUUGUUCAUGACAGUUCUAAUGCAAUAUCAUGGGAGAGAGCAACUGAGUUUCUGGUAGAAGUUGCUAGUCAUGGUAAAGAUACUGGCUUUGAGGUUCCUUGCCUCAUUGUGGCAGCUAAAGAUGAUCUGGACUCAUUUCCCAUGGCAAUGCCAAAUUCUACUAGGGUUAGUCAGCACACGGGAGUAGAGGCUUCCAUACCUAUCAGUACGAAGUUUGGUGAUCUCAAUAAUGUAUUCCGUAGGAUUGUAAGUGCUGCACAACACCCUCAUUUGAGCAUUCCUCAAACUGAAGCUGGGAGAAGCCAUGAGCAAUACCUUAGACUAAUAGACCACUUAGUUAUGGACUUUUCGGAUUUUGCGAUGGUGUGAACUUCACAUGUGGGGUAUCCACUAUCCAGAUCGUCGAAUGUGAACUGUGCAUUGCUCGCAGCAUCAUACUGGUGCAGUUUUUGUGUUCUGCCGAUAUGUCUAUAACUGAGUGUAUAUGGGGCUACGCUUGUAAAUCUGGGAGAUGGGAGAUUGAUCUAUGAGCCAUAUUUGCUUUCUUGGGGAUUACUUUGAUAGGGGCUCAUAGCUUUUUCCAAUUUUUAGAACUAGAGUAUGAAGAGUAAAAGACUACUGAAAGAAAUACAUAUACACACCUCAGGUAUUGUGACCGUCAUUUCAGCCAAUGGGAAGUUAUUGAAACUUAAAAGACAAUAAAAAGGAAAGCACUUGUCUGUA
This is a messenger RNA of Alnus glutinosa, 2662 nucleotides long. Its product is annotated as mitochondrial Rho GTPase 1-like. The record is from RefSeq and is a predicted model, not a curated record. Gene Ontology annotation, molecular function: GTPase activity; GTP binding; calcium ion binding. The coding region runs from base 398 to 2308 and encodes 636 amino acids. The transcript has 15 exons. Lineage: Eukaryota; Viridiplantae; Streptophyta; Magnoliopsida; Fagales; Betulaceae. Gene Ontology annotation, cellular component: mitochondrial outer membrane. Gene Ontology annotation, biological process: small GTPase-mediated signal transduction; mitochondrion organization.